UCCGGUCUCUCUCUCUCUGCUGAUGGACCGCGGUCUGCAUCGCCUCUGUUUGGACCCUGCAGAGGAUGGAUGCUAAGGAUCCGGGGCACACGUGAGAUAGGCGUCCUCCUCUCCUCUCCUCUCCGCCACCGAGCUGCUGCAACGCCGGGCGCACAGCGAGACGCGGCCCGCACCACCGGAAUGCACGGAUUUAACAUGUCAUUCCGCCAGUGAGCCGUGUUACCGGAAAGGUUUGCCUUCUCUUUGCACAUAAUCGCCAGGGUAUUUCUAUCGAUGUAUAUCGAUCUAUCUAAAUGUUUAUAUAUAUAUCUAUAUAUAUAUAAAUAAUGGUACCGACGCUGCUCUCCAGAGGUGAUGUGAGGUGCUGAUGCGGCUCUAACAGAAGCGAGCAUGGCUGCCGGGAAGUUGCUGCUGUACGCCGGGCUCUCUCUUUCUCUCUGCGCCCUGGGCAUGCUGGCCGUGGCGAUGUGCUCCGACCACUGGUACGAGACCGACGCCCGGAGGUACAGGGAGCGGUGCCGAAGCUUUUCCAGCCGCCGCAAGGACCCGGGCUUCAUCUACAUUCCCAACAAGAGCCUGCCGCUGCGGGCCAGCCGGAGCAGCCUGCACCGCUGGGAGGAGAAGCUGCUGCUGGCCCGGAACCGACGGCAGCUGUUCGCCAUGAGCGCCGCGGAUGAGUGCAGCAGGCGGUAUAACUCCACCAACAUGGGGCUGUGGAGGAAAUGCCAUCGGCUGGGCUUCGACCAAGAAACCGAGGACCUCAUCCGUAAAGGUUCCAUUGCAAGAUGUUCCAACAUUAAGUAUCACUACUCCUCGGCUACGUUAACCAAAAACUUCUCCUUCAACAUCACCAAGACAAUAAAGCAGGAUGAGUGGCACUCCCUCCACUUGAGGCGAAUGACGGCAGGUUUCAUGGGCAUGGCGGUGGCCAUCAUCCUGUUCGGUUGGAUCAUUGGCAUGCUCGGCUGCUGCUGGGACAGAGGACUCAUGCAGUAUGUUGCCGGCCUCCUCUUCCUCAUGGGAGGAACCUUCUGCAUCAUCUCCCUCUGCACCUGUGUUGCCGGCAUCAACUUCGAGCUUUCCCGUUACCCUCGGGACCUCUACGGCCUAACUGAUGACAUCGGCCACGGCUAUGGCUGGUCCAUGUUCUGCGCCUGGGGAGGCCUCGGCCUCACCCUCAUCGCAGGCUUCUUCUGCACCCUGGCUCCCUCUGUCCAGCCGAUACCCCAAUCCACCUGUCCCAAGUCCCGACAGGAGAACGGCACUGUCUGCUGAAAGCUGGCAACUGUUACAAGACCAACUGAAACCACAGAUUGACAACAAACAAACAGAAAAAAAGAUGUUCCUUGUUUCCAUCUGUCCGCUCAUCUCCAGUCUCUCCUGGACACAGAUUUAUUUUUUAUUUGUGUGUGUUUAAAAAUGGGUGUCUAGAUGAUCUGGCAUCUUGAAAAAGAAGUAUUAUCAAAAAUUUGAAGUUAUGCUUGUUUUAUUGUUGUGGAGCAGAUGAGGAAAUAGACCACAUCCCGAGAAAGGUUUUGAGGUAAUACUUCAAGACAAGACUCUGAAAGAGGUGCUCUAAACCUCCUACAACAAGAUGGACUAAGGUGAAUUGCUUCCAUUACACGGUUUACUGUGAUUUUGGAGAACUCAAUGAAUCAGCAGUGUUGGAGGGAAACUGGGUCCCUUUGAGCCUUCUGUGGGGUAAUUCACAAGGGAAUGGACCAGAUGUGAAAUCAUGUAACUUACUGGGCUUGGGUCAGAUGUUGUGUCCAUCUGUUAACUUUCAGUAAUCCAACUUCAGAGUAGGACAUGCGUAUUGAGGAGAUCCAGGACCUCCACUGUUAUAUUCCACAGAAGUGACAACCAGGAACUUUUAUGUUGGACCAUUUUCAUUCUGAUGUCGGUGCAUUUUAUUCUGUCUGAUGAUCCCAUCUGCCAUUUAAGAUUUGAUACAUGCAUUCCUCUUUCAUUCAAAGUGUAUUUUCCUUUUUACUGAAACCUUCAUGUUGUGAAAGAGUGUACGUUUAGGGCAAGUGUUUGUUCCAUUUCUUUCCGUUCUAGUCAUAGAGGUACAUAGAGGGGCUGUUUUGCAGGCUCCGUGAUCAAAAGAAAAACCAACAAGUACAGGGUUAAAAAGAGGUCACCUCACUCCUUCAAAAUAUGCUUAGACUGAAGGACAAAAGGCUUCAGACACCAAAUCAUAAGUCAGAAAACAAAAUACACAUUAGCAUGGGAUUACAUAUUCCUAUUCUCAGUAGGGGAGAUGAUCAUAAUGAAAUAAAUAGGCCAUUUAAACUCACCAGGACCAAAUACAGCAGCUAGGCUGUGAAGGCACACAUACGGACAUCCAGUCAUCCCAAUACAAAAUGCAGACAUUGAAAGGUAGUGAGACCACAGUCAAUGUGUUCCUCCAUUGGACAAACCACAGUAUAUCUGAUCCAAAAACAAAGCCUGAACUGGGAUCUGUUCAAGAAUAAUUCCUGCUAAUUACAAUCUGGGUCCUUUUUCACAGGCCCUUGUCCUGGAAAGAGAAAUGUUGAUAUGCUUUCUGGAUUAGAUUGCGGUAUCUCAACUUUUUUGUCAGACAAAGCCUUUGUUCCAAAUAGUUCAGUCCAGUUUUUUAUUUAAGAUCUAAAAGUCACCAUAUUUGGAUAAGAGAGUGCAGCCGGGGAGGAGCAAGGCGCGGCCAAGGACAUUGACAUAACAAUUGCACCUUCAAUGGAAACUACUCAUCCAGCUAAACCCCAACUGGAGACCAGCAGGGUAAGAAGUUAUGUCCACACUACUAUGUUUCUAUUUUAAAACGCAUAUCUUUUGCUACGUUUACACUGAGCGUCCACACAACGCCAGAGUUUUAGGGCUUGAAAAGUGUUUGAAAACUCCAGGGUUACGUCUUCGUGUAGACGGGCGUAACUUAGGCUUAGAAAGCGAUGACUUAGACAUCUACGUUUUCUACUUGAUUGGGUCUUAGCAGUCCCGACAUGUCCUUCCCUGAUUGUUCAUGCCCCAACCACGUGACCCUCUUCUGGAAGAAAGCCAACAGCCAGGUCUACGAGCAACAGUUGGACCUCGUUGUCGGUCAAAGCAAAGACCUCUCUUUAGCCAUUGCCGUUCUUCCUCCACAGUAUUUUCUGCAACUCAAACAACUGCAGUGCGUAGAAGAUGAGCUUCUUGUUCACACCGUCACAGUGUUUGUGAUGGUCAUAUCACAUGUCCAAAGGUUGCCGUGGGGACCUAGAUCAUUUCAAAAACGAUGUGUGGACAGAGAUGGUUUUCAUUUUAAAAUGAAAGCGCAUUAGUGUGGAUGUAGCCUCAGUCAGUGUUUUUAAUCAUUUUAUUGUUACCUAGCGACAACUGAUGAUCAGAGCUUCAAUUUCUCAUUAUUUGGGGAUAAUUAUGUUGUAUCCAUGUCUGUUUCCUUAUAGUAAUUCCUCUGAGCCUUCAAACAGACAAGCUUCUCAGACAAGAGCACAAGUGACAUAUAAUAAACUGCGUAGAUAUUUAUUUAUGCAUAGCCCAAAAUCCAAAUGACAAACUCCCCUCAGAGGGCUUUAUAAUCUGUACACAUACGACAUCCCUGUCCCAGGACCUCACAUCGGAUCAGGAAAAACUCCCCAAAAGGACUUAACAGGGAGAAAAAGGGAAGAAACCUUCAGGAGAGCAACAGAGGAGGAUCCCUCUAUCAGGAUAAACACAACUGCAAUGCCAACACAUAUAAUAACAUAAUCUUAUAUAAUAAUGAAGUCAUCAUCAACCGUUUUUGAGCCUGAGAUAAUGAGAUAAUGGUAACGGUAAGUAAAGAUGAGCAUCACAAAAUACAAAGAGUGAAAGGAGUUGUGGAGUAUUGUUUUUGUCUGACCUCCACAAUCGUGAUGUGACAGUGCUGUGUAAUAAUUAAACGUUGUCAUUAUCAUCAAACUUAUGGGUAUAAAUCAUCAAACUUGU
Molecule: messenger RNA, 3945 nt
Organism: Cyclopterus lumpus (lumpfish)
Lineage: Eukaryota; Metazoa; Chordata; Actinopteri; Perciformes; Cyclopteridae
Gene: tmem178bb
Product: transmembrane protein 178B
Exons: 5
Coding region: 391-1275 (294 amino acids)
Cellular component (GO): membrane
Source: RefSeq, a predicted model, not a curated record